AUGUCGCUCCGGUUUUCUGGUGGUUCCUGGCGCACUGGCGUACAGUCUGCAACUGGGUCAGCCAGACCACCCAGCGGAGGAUUUGGAGGCAGCAGUGCAUGCGGCAGCUCUGUGGCUGGUGGCGGUUUUUCCUGUGCCCUGGGCGCCCCCAAUGUUGGGAGCCAUGCUGGAGGUGCCCUUGGAAAUGAACGGGGACUCCUCUCUGGGAAUGAGAAGGUGACCAUGCAAAACCUCAACGACCGCCUGGCCUCCUACCUGGAUAAUGUGCGAGCUCUGGAGGAAGCAAAUGCAGAAUUGGAGAGAAAGAUCAAGAGUUGGUACGAAAAAUAUGGCCCCGGAUCUUGCCGCGGACUCGAUCAUGACUACAGCAGAUAUCACCUAACCAUCGAGGAUCUUAAAAAUAAGAUAAUCUCUUCCACUGCUGCUAAUGCCAAUGUCAUUCUGCAGAUUGAUAAUGCCAGACUGGCUGCUGAUGAUUUCCGGCUAAAGUAUGAAAAUGAGCUCACCCUUCACCAAAACGUAGAGGCAGACAUCAACGGGUUAAGGCGCGUCCUGGAUGAGCUGACGCUUUGCAGGACCGACCAGGAGCUGCAGUUCGAAUCCCUUAGUGAGGAGAUGACCUACCUCAAGAAGAACCACGAGGAGGAAAUGAAGGCUCUGCAGUGCGCGGCGGGAGGCAACGUGAACGUGGAGAUGAACGCCGCCCCCGGGGUGGACCUCACGGUGCUGCUCAACAACAUGCGCGCCGAGUACGAGGCCCUGGCUGAGCAGAACCGGCGGGACGCCGAGGCCUGGUUCCAGGAGAAGAGCGCCACGCUGCAGCAGCAGAUCUCCGACGACACUGGCGCAGCCACCUCCGCCAGGACCGAGCUGACAGAGAUGAAGCGCACCCUGCAGACGCUGGAGAUCGAGCUGCAGUCCCUCCUGGCAACGAAGCGCUCCCUGGAGUGCUCCUUGACAGAAACCGAGGGCAACUACUGCACGCAGCUGGCUCAGAUCCAGGCUCAGAUCGGGGCCCUGGAGGAGCAGCUGCACCAGGUCAGGACGGAGACCGAGGGCCAGAAACUGGAGUAUGAGCAGCUCCUGGACAUCAAGGCCCACCUGGAGAAGGAAAUUGAGACCUACUGCCGCCUGAUAGAUGGAGACGGAAAUUCAUGCUCCAAAUCAAAAAGCUUUGGAUCAGAAAGCUCAGGAAAUUCAUCUAAAGAUUUAUCCAAAACCACACUGGUAAAGACGGUGGUCGAAGAGAUAGAUCAACGUGGUAAAGUUCUUUCAUCCAGAAUUCAAUCCAUUGAGGAAAAGACAUCUAAAAUAGCCAAUGGCAAGACAGAACAAAGGGUUCCCUUCUAGCUCUCAUUUUAGAGAAAAGAAUAAUUUGAGAAAGGAUCUGGCACCACUGCAUUAUUUUAAAUAUGAGGGAGAAAUAGAAAACAAUUUCUACUCUUAAAGUUCCUUAGCAAAAAUAUCUGUUUUCUUAAUAACUUUUACAGGAUGUUGGGUGUUUGGUUUCAAAUAAGUAAAAAAGUUGCUAUGCACACAUUUCUGUUUUUUGAAGACUAUUAAAUACUUAGUUGUGAUUUUUUUUCUUAGGGAGAUACUUAUGGAAUACAUUUUAACUCAAUUUCACUCAAGUUUUAAUAAUAGUCGGUACCAGCACUUGACAUUUAAAUAUUAAACAUUCACUAGGCAUAAUCUUGAAAGCCCAUGCGUCUGGGCAGGUGGAUAAGUCUGGAAAAACUCAGAAAUUCUGCAACUGAAAAGUUUACCUCUAGAUGGCACACAUAUGGCAUUUUACCAAGCUCCUAUCUCCAGUUCUUCUAGGACCACUGGAUACUUCCCAGGACAGGUUUCUCAUCUAAACAGGAAAAUCUCAAAAAGUUCCAUUCAUUAGCCUCAUGUUAAUGCCUUUUUUCCUAAAGCAAUUUGGAAGCUUUUUCUGUGAAGGCCCAGAGAGUAGAUGUUUUAGGUCUUGCAAUCAUAAAGUUUCUCUGUUUAACACUCAACUUGAUCAUUGUAACAGAAAGCA
Messenger RNA from Sciurus carolinensis (gray squirrel), 2026 nucleotides. RefSeq names its product keratin, type I cytoskeletal 28. The record is from RefSeq and is a predicted model, not a curated record. Gene Ontology annotation, biological process: hair follicle morphogenesis; intermediate filament organization. NCBI's taxonomy places the organism in Eukaryota, Metazoa, Chordata, Mammalia, Rodentia, Sciuridae. The transcript is spliced from 8 exons. Bases 1 to 1350 code for a protein of 449 amino acids. Gene Ontology annotation, molecular function: structural molecule activity.